UUUCCUUAUGUGUCAGUAAGAGACUUGUGCUUGUAGAUGAUCUCUUGGUUAUAUAGAAGUGUAUUAUUAUUAAAAGUGAAUAGAUCAAUGGAGUAUGAAAAGGGCUGUUCUUCAACUCUUGCACUGACUGUGUGCUCUGCUGCUAUUGGAGGAACCUUUCAAUAUGGCUAUAAUCUCGCUAUAGUAAAUGCACCCACUAUCUACAUUCAGAAGUUUAUUAAUGAGACUUCUAUGGAGAGAUGGGCCACAGCUCUGGACUCUAAUCAGGUUGUCCUUAUUUGGACUGUCAUAGUUUCUGCCUUUUCCCUUGGUGGACUGUUUGGGUCACUGCUUGCUGGCCCAAUGGCUAUUCGCUUUGGACGCAAGCAGAGUCUGCUGCUAAAUAACUCUUUUCUUUUGGUUAGUAGUCUCAUGGCCCUGAGUAGUCGCUCAUUCAGAUCCUUUGAGAUGAUCAUCAUUUCUCGUUUGCUUGUUGGAGUUAAUGCAGGUGUGAGCAUGAACGUCCAGCCUAUGUAUUUCGGGGAGAGUGCUCCUAAGGCUAUGAGGGGUGCUGUUGCAUUUUCUUCGGCUGUUUUUACAGCAAUGGGAAUCCUGUUGGGCCAGGUGACAAGUUUGACUGAACUGUUGGGAAGUGAGACUCUCUGGCCGUAUCUUUUAGCCAGCAAUGCUGUUCCUGGCCUUCUCCAGUUGUUCACGUUGCCCUUGUUCCCAGAGAGCCCUCGUUACCUGCUCAUCGACAGGGGCGAUAGAGAGGCCUGCAGUCGUGCUCUUAACCGCCUGAGAGGAUGUAAUGUGUCUGAUUCUGAGAUGGAGGAAAUCCUAGAAGAGCAGAAAGCAGUCGGUGAGGCUCAAGCCAAAUCACUGUGGGAACUACUAUCUGAUCGUAGUCUUCGGCGUCAGCUGUGCGUCAUCUGUGUAGCCAGCAGCUCCAUGAUGCUCUGUGGGAACGACUCAAUCUACUUCUACGCCUCAUACAUAUUUCAAGAGGCAGGAAUACCCAUGGAUAAGAUCCAGUAUGUGACCAUUGGCACAGGUGCUUGUGAAUUCACUGCAGCUAUAAUGUGUAACUUGCUGAUUGAAAGACUAGGGCGCCGAUUACUCCUCGUUGGUGGUUAUGUGCUCAUGGCUGGCUGGGCCGUAGUGUUCACACUAUCUCUGGCUCUCCAGGACAAAGUGGUUGGCAUGCCCUACCUGAGCAUGACAUGUGUCUUUGCUUACAUCCUAAGCUUUGGCAUGGGUCCUGCAGGCGUAACUGGAAUACUGCCCACAGAGCUCUUCAACCAGAUGAAUCGACCUGCAGCUUACAUGAUUGCCGGCUCCAUGAUGUGGCUCAACCUCUUUCUUGUGGGAAUGACCUUUCCUUUCAUAGUCAACAGUCUGGGCCAGUUUUGUUUCAUUCCUUUUUGUGGUGUGUGUGUGAUCUCAUCUAUAUUCGUCGGUCUUGCUUUACCUGAGACAAAGGGGAAGACUAUAGCUGAGAUCACUGCAGAGUUUGAGAAAUGUACCACAAAGGGAUUAUCUAACAGGACCACACAACAAGACCACAUACAGCUACAGGAAUCUCAACACAUCAUCCAACAAAUUCUUGAUGACUGACAGAGAUGAUUAUAUUGUGUAUUAUAUUAUGUAUUUUAUUUUGUUGUUCUUGCUGGCCUUGCAAUAUCUGCAAUAUCUUAUAUAUGAAAUAUAUAUAAUAGUAAUA
Clarias gariepinus (North African catfish) is the source of this 1702-nucleotide messenger RNA. RefSeq names its product solute carrier family 2, facilitated glucose transporter member 11. Gene Ontology annotation, biological process: monosaccharide transmembrane transport. Gene Ontology annotation, molecular function: hexose transmembrane transporter activity. The coding region runs from base 37 to 1596 and encodes 519 amino acids. Gene Ontology annotation, cellular component: membrane. The transcript has a single exon. Lineage: Eukaryota; Metazoa; Chordata; Actinopteri; Siluriformes; Clariidae. The record is from RefSeq and is a predicted model, not a curated record.